Messenger RNA from Coregonus clupeaformis (lake whitefish), 3004 nucleotides. RefSeq names its product NACHT, LRR and PYD domains-containing protein 12-like. The record is from RefSeq and is a predicted model, not a curated record. The transcript has 6 exons. The coding region runs from base 40 to 1203 and encodes 387 amino acids. Lineage: Eukaryota; Metazoa; Chordata; Actinopteri; Salmoniformes; Salmonidae.
ACAAUCCCUGCAUACAGUCAACAAUAUUUGGUCAAAAGAAUGUGCAAGAUUGAAGGUUGCAGUAGUGAAUGUAAGAAUAUCUUCUGUUCAGAGAAGAAGCCAAAAAGCCCAAUUUCAAAACUGUUCAAAGGCAAAUUCACUGUGACCACUGAGGUCAAAGUUGAGGAAGAGUUGAAGCCUCAGCGGAGUGUAAAAUCUUCUCAUCUCAGAGUUCCCCUUUCAGCUCACAAAAAUACCCUUCUGGAACGUACAGAACGACUUACAUCUUACGCAGAAGGGGGAGGGCAGGCCUCCAACUCUGCUUCUCACAUUGAGAUCCGAUACACUGAUCUCUUCGUGACCGAGGACAACGAGUCAUUUGACAGCAGCCAGCAUGAGUACUUCACCUUGGCCAGUCGACGGGCACGCAUCUACGCCCACCAGGCCUGCCAACGCAUCUGCCCUCGCCACCUCCUGAGCCCCCAAGGCACCACAGGGCGCCCCGAAACGGUAAAGUUGAAGGGCAUCGCUGGCAUCGGCAAGAGCGUGGCAGUGCAGAGGCUGGUCUAUGAGUGGGCGCUGGGGAAGCACAUGCGUGAGUUCACCUGUGUGUUCGACCUCCGCUUCCGCAAGCUGAACCUGAUCAAAGCCCCUCUGAGCUUACUGGACCUGCUUGGAUACCGCUUCCGCUACUUUAAGACGGUUCUGCCAGAGCUUCUGGCCUCGCCAGGUUCCUUGCUUUUCAUUCUGGAUGGGCUGGACGAGUUUAAAUACCAACUGGACUGGAACGCUCCUGACAGGGACAUCAGCGUGGACUCCAAGGUGCCCGUAUCAGAGCUGAUAAUGACGUUGAUCAAGGGGAGUCUACUCCCAGAAUCCUCCGUCAUCCUGACAUCCAGGCCUUCCACGGACGCUCCUAAGCGGUUCUUCCAGCGUUGCUGCGUGGUCCUGGGCUUCGAGGAGGACCAGGUGAAGGAGUACACCUUCAAGUUCUACAAGGACCCCAAGGUGUCUGAGAAGGUGUACAACUACAUCCUGGACAAUGACAACCUCUUUGUGCUCUCCUUCAUCCCUCUCUAUUGCUAUAUCAUCUGCACCGCCUUGGCCGAGUUCUUCUCCAGUCAGGAAGAUGGUGACUCGCGGUCUCUAGAGUUGAACCACCUAGGACAGUCAGCGAGGUUUACUACUGCUACCUGUUUACAGCCAUCAAGCACCAUGCGCUGAAAGGGAAGACGGAGAGGAACACCCCCAGAUCGGAGGUACUUUCUCUAGUUAGGCAGCAGCUGACAAACCUGGGGAGAUUAGCUUACGAAAACCUUCUAAAGAGUAAGAUCAUGUUCGACAUACAGGUCCUGGAACGUUAUGGUCUCACGCCACGUUAGUCAGAUCCUGGUGCCUCUGAACGAGGAGAGGGUGGAGAUGUUUUCCUUCUUCCACUUGACCGUCCAGGAGCAUCUGGCCGCCCUGUACUGUGCGAUCAACCUCUCAAAGCAGGGACACAUCAUCCAGGCUCUGGACUUCUGGUGCUUUGGUGAGAUCCCCCCACCUUCCACCUCCCCAACUCCCCUACUGAGCCAAGACCUCCACCUGGACCAGACUAGGGUGGAGAACCUGCAGAUGUUCACUCGCUUCUUCAUGGGGCUUCUCCGGACCAGGCUGGGGGGCAGUUGGGUGGGCUGGUGCUGGCCCCUCUGGAGGUGGGCAUGGAGGGGGAGGAUAUCCCCGCCAGGCUGGGUAUCUGGUUCCAGAACCAGUUUAAGGGUAGGCAGCUAGCCAACCAGACGGCGCUGAACCUGCUCCACUGUCUGAUGGAGCUGCACAUGAAGGAAGUCACCAGCAGGGCGGCACCAGAGAUCCGGAGUCUGAACCUGUUCAAGAUGAAGCUGAGCGUGGUGGACUGUGCAGCGUUACACUACGUGUUGCAGUUCUCCCCAACAUAGGCUUGUGGAGCUCAACCUGGGAUACUCCAACAUCGGAAACAGAGGUCUUAGCAGGCUAGUUCCAAUAUUGCACCGCUGUGAAUCUCUUUAGUGAGUAUUCAUAGCAUUUUUCUUGUGGGACACAGCUCUGCACCACCUGUUGCAAAUGUUUGAUCAUUCACAGGGACUAGCUGAGGAGAAGUAUAGCAAUUAACUCAUUAAUGUAGGUAACUAUAAUUUGUAUUUUUUCUCAGUCUACGGUAUAACUGUCUAGAAAGGGAGGCAGCCAUCCUGCAAUCUGCAGUGUUGAAAUCAAAAGACUGUCAGGUGAAGAAGCUGUUUAUGUGUGGUAACAACUUGGGUCCGGAAGGGGUUCUGGAGCUGUGGAAUGCCCUGGAGCAGAACACUACACUGGAGGAACUCUAAUUGGACAUCACUGGCAUCACAGAGAGAGGAACAGAGAACAUUGUCAACUGCCUCAGCAAGAACACCUCUCUGACAACGCUGACCAUCGUGGGAAAUGACAUUGGGGAGGUGGGGAAGAGGAGGCUGAGGGAGCUGGAGCAUCGACGGCCGGGGCUCCGGAUCAUUGGGAACUUUGUGGACGACCUAGGACUGCUAAAGGCCUACCUGGAUUGGGUAGAGGAGAUACGGGAUGACCGGGACCAGAUGGACUCAGUGAAGAACGCAGAUGCCCUACAGUCCGUCUUGAAGGGGCUGAGGGUGGGAGCAGGUGGGGAGAAUGGGGAGGGAGGGGAAGGAGAGAACACAGGAACUGGAGACCAAGAUCCUGGAGCUUUUGAACACCCCCACUCACCUGGCUGGAGUGAGAUGACUUCACGUACCCUUUUGGUCCAUGAGAAGCAUAGGUUAUCCACAAACUGAGAUGGCUGAUCAAGUCUAAAUGGGGUGUGGAGAUGGAGCUGGGAGUUGUAGAAAUUACAGCCAAUCAUAAUGUAGAUAUUCAGAAUCUCUGUUAAAAAGUAGUAGAUUCAUUAUAAUCACAGUUAAUUUCAUUGAGAAUCUCAGUUGAUAUAAUGUUACUACCAUUUGUUCACUUGCUUCUGUAUUUUCAGAAUAAAUGUCACAAGUGACACUGACUCUUA